UCAAAACUCAACAUUUUCUCUCUUUGUUCUUCAAAAAAAAAUAAAAAAUGGGAGGAUUAGAUGUAAUUAGAACAAGUUUACGUGAUGAAUACGAAGUGACAGAUAUUUUAGGACGAGGAGGAUUUUCAGUAGUAAGGAGAGGAAAGAACAGAACAACAAAUGAAGUUGUUGCAAUCAAGACUCUCCGACGGUACGAGCCAGUACCAUCGGAGAAGAAAGAAAAUAACAUUAAAAUUAAUAAGUCGUCGUCGGGAGUAGUACCAGGUUUGAUAUGUGAUACUUUAUUGACAAAUGAAUUGUUAGUUAUGAGGAAGAUCGUUGAAGAUGUUUCUCCUCAUCCUAAUGUUAUUCAUUUGUACGAUGUUUGUGAUGAUUCUUUUGGUGUUCAUCUUAUAUUGGAGCUUUGUUCUGGUGGGGAGCUUUUUGAUCGGAUUGUCGGACAACCUAGGUAUAACGAGGCCAGGGCUGCUGCAGUGGUGAGACAAAUAGCUAAGGGACUUGAGGCGUUACAUGGGGCAAACAUAGUUCAUAGGGACUUGAAACCAGAAAACUGUUUAUUUUUAAACAAAGAUGAGAAUUCACCAUUAAAGAUUAUGGACUUUGGUCUUAGCUCUUUUGAGGAUUUUGCAGAUCCAGUGGUUGGUUUAUUUGGUUCAAUUGAUUAUGUUUCACCAGAAGCACUUUCAAGGGAUAAAAUCACUACUAAGACUGAUAUUUGGUCACUUGGUGUUAUUCUUUACAUUCUUCUCUCCGGGUACCCACCUUUCUUCGCACCGUCCAAUCGUCAAAAGCAACAAAUGAUAUUAAAUGGACAAUUUAGCUUUGAUGAGAAAACAUGGAAGAAUAUAUCUUCAUCAGCAAAACAACUAAUUUCCAAUCUUUUAAAAGUUGAUCCCAACAUGAGGCCUACUGCUCAACAGAUAGUUGAAGAUGCAUGGGUGAGGGGAGAGUUAGCAAAGGAAGAAGAAACGGACGCUGAGAUUGUAUCUCGUCUACAAAGCUUCAACGCGCGGCGUAAGUUUCGUGCAGCAGCUAUGGCUAGUGUUCUCAGCAGUAGUUUUAGUUUGAGAAGUAAAAAAUUGAAGAAAUUAGUUGGUUCAUCAUAUGAUCUCAAGCCUCAAGAAUUAGAAAAAUUGAGUCACAUUUUCAAGAAAAUAUGCAAAAAUGGAGAAAAUGCAACAUUGUUGGAGUUUGAAGAGGUGUUAAAAGCAAUGGAAAUGACAUCAUUAGUGGGAUUAGCAGAGAGGAUAUUUGAUCUAUUUGAUCACAAUCGUGAUGGAACGGUUGAUAUGAGAGAGAUAAUUGGUGGCUUCUCUAGUCUCAAAUAUUCACAAGGGGAUGAUGCACUUCGUCUAUGUUUUCAGUUGUAUGAUACUGAUCGAUCAGGCUGCAUUAGCAAGGAAGAAGUUGCAUCCAUGUUGAGAGCACUUCCUGAAGAUUGUCUUCCAUUGGAUAUAACAGAAGCUGGAAAACUUGAUGAGAUAUUUGAUUUAAUGGAUGCAAAUAGUGAUGGCAAAGUCACUUUUGAUGAGUUUAAAGCUGCUAUGCAAAGAGAUAGUUCACUUCAAGAUGUUGUACUAUCCUCACUUCGUCCUAAUUAAUUAUUAUAUUUUAAUUAUUUGUACGUACCACACUGUACUAAUUAUAUUUAUAAUCUCUUAACUUUUCUUCACAUUUCAUUUUAUUAUCACUACUCACAUGAGUAGUUAAUUGGGAAGCUUUAUUCUACAUAUAAAUGUAUUUUUCUUUUUCACUA
Messenger RNA from Solanum pennellii, 1756 nucleotides. Its product is annotated as calcium and calcium/calmodulin-dependent serine/threonine-protein kinase-like. The record is from RefSeq and is a predicted model, not a curated record. Gene Ontology annotation, cellular component: nucleus; cytoplasm. The transcript has 8 exons. Gene Ontology annotation, biological process: protein autophosphorylation; intracellular signal transduction; peptidyl-serine phosphorylation. NCBI's taxonomy places the organism in Eukaryota, Viridiplantae, Streptophyta, Magnoliopsida, Solanales, Solanaceae. The coding region runs from base 48 to 1601 and encodes 517 amino acids. Gene Ontology annotation, molecular function: calcium-dependent protein serine/threonine kinase activity; calmodulin binding; calcium ion binding.